This is a messenger RNA of Fibroporia radiculosa, 1740 nucleotides long. RefSeq lists its product as uncharacterized. The transcript is spliced from 5 exons. Lineage: Eukaryota; Fungi; Basidiomycota; Agaricomycetes; Polyporales; Fibroporiaceae. The coding region runs from base 1 to 1740 and encodes 579 amino acids. The record is from RefSeq and is a predicted model, not a curated record.
AUGUCUACUGUCUACUCGCUUGCCUCCGUCCCCCAGGAAGUCCUCGAACAUAUCGCAUUCUUCACGGCUACUGAUUCUUUCCUCGGGCCACCCUCUGGCCUUGCCCCUCUUCUCGCGACAGCUUCCCGCCUUCAUGCCGCAUUAUCUUUCGACUCUAACCCACACCUUUGGGCCCGUAUCUUCGCCGCAAAGUUUGACCUAGACUCCGCCAUUCGUCGUCUGGGAUACCACAACACGACUCCUGUUGCACUCGCACAUGAACUCCGCAAGCGUUGCCAGGUCCUCAAGCGCAUCCGCGCACGCACCGAUGCUCGUGCGCCCGCCGCCGAUCUCAGCUUCGGCCACCGGCGCAUCCUCAGCGAGAUCCUCUGGACUGCGUAUCUCAUGAUGCUCGAGGACGAUGGGAAGAACGAGCGCCAACUUCGCGAGUAUGCCCACAUCGAUGACUGGCUCAAGGAGUACCUCCUCCAUCCUACUGGCGCGUCUCUCAUUCGCUCCUCAGCCAGUGCUGAGAAGUGGCCUGCUCCAUGGGAUGAGCGCACGUCUCUCGCAUUAUGGCUGUUCUGGUUUCUUCUUCGCCCAGAGGAGUUCAUGAUGGACACUCAGGCAUUCCAUGAAGCUGUCGGAGUUCUCAAACUUGUAGCCUUGGGAGCGCAUCAGUAUGCCCUCGGCGCUCCAUCUUGGCGUGAGUUUGAGCCCACUUAUCGGCUCGAGGACGCAUCCCCGGUGACACAUUAUUCCCACCCAUUGCGCAUGCGCCCGCCCGCGAUCGCUGUACCUGCAAUCUUGGCAUACCUCUCACUUGUGCACAAGCUCUCUAUCUCAUGGGACGCCAUGAGUUAUAUGAAGCCACCAAGCCCUAGCCUCCCCAGCGCCAACGCAGGGUCGCGUACGGGGGAAGAGUGGGAUGCAGAAUGGGAACGCGCGGUGCAUGCUACUGUAUCCGAGACUUGGGGCGAUCAGCAAGCGGACGGACAGGCAUACACACCGGGGAGUUUGCAGGGAUCUUGGGAAGGCUUGUUUACGUACACCGAAUUCACGUCAUAUGCUGCUCUUCUCUCCGGCGCCUCGCCUUCUGUACUCGAACGAAGUCUCGUUGCGCAACAUCCACAACUCUGGAAGAUCCGCGAACAUCAUCUCUAUGUAGACGACUAUGAUGAUAGCAGCGGAAUGAGUGUACUAGACCCAGUCGCUGACGCAGAAGCCCCGGUGAGCGCAAGCCCCAAGGCAAGCACAGGCACGCGGAUUCCUCGCGCCGGUUGCGCUCUGUGCGCAUAUAUCCCGAGCGGAACCGAGCUGCAUGAAGGUCCUGACAGUCUCGAAGUCCGAGAACUUGGACAGGAACCGCUCGUCUACGAGAGCUGCUUGACGACGCCCUAUCCUUACCACACCGCACGCUCCACGAACGAAGAGAGCCCUGCCCUGCUUUCCGCGCUCCUAGCAACGGAAGUGCUCGACGAGAUCUCGACAAUAGAAGAUUUUGCCAGCGCAGACCGCUAUGUCGUGAACAAGGGUCUGACCAAUGGCGGGGCCGUCAUCCAGCGCGGGCUCAUCUUCUGGCUGUACCCGACGGGCGAGCACGGGCCCACGCGCACGAUGGAGGACGGGCUAGUUAGGAAGCACGGCGUGCUCAUUACUGCUACGCCGGGUGCGCGGGUGGAAGACAUCAAGGGUGUCAUUCAUUCGGCGCUGAUCGCGGAUACAAUCCAGCAUGUACACAUCCCUGCUCCAGGAGAGUAA